Oppiella nova is the source of this 602-nucleotide messenger RNA. Lineage: Eukaryota; Metazoa; Arthropoda; Arachnida; Sarcoptiformes; Oppiidae. The record is from the annotation of a GenBank genome assembly.
GUUUACCACAACUUUCAAUACCUAAACCUCCAGUCGUGUCGCUAACCACUGGUUACGGGAAACUCAAAGUUAAGGAUUACUUGAGUUUAGAGGACGUGUUGAGACAAAUGAAGCCAAUCGUCACCGAAAAGCCACAACACAUGGAGUCAUUAAAUAUUGGCUCAAAUUAUGGACAAAAUUUUGGUUUCAUUCUCUAUAGACUCGCACAUGUUAAUAAGUUUAAGCAUUUGAAACUAACGGGUGGUGCCUCUGGUCGGGGAGUCAUACUCGUAGACCACAAAGAGGUCGGUGUUGUCGACAACAAUGAAGACUAUAAUCAGGACUUAAAUGACUCGCAAUUUGCAAAUACAACGACUCAUACAUUGGAUAUAAUCGUCGAAAACACCGGUCGACCGAGGAUUGGGGACGAGAUUAAUAGCGCCCGAAAAGGUCUUAACGGCGAUAUCAGUAUCGAUACAAAAGUUGCCACAAAUAUCCAGACAUUUCCGCUUGAAUUCAAAGAACCAUUUGUUAAACAAUUGUCUGAAUUGAAGGGAAAGCCUUUCAUUGAAGGCAUCAAAAGUCCAGCCGUUUAUCGGUUUGAAUUGGAUAUUAAGGACAGU